This is a messenger RNA of Candoia aspera, 2592 nucleotides long. It is a transcript of the gene FHL2, whose product is annotated as four and a half LIM domains 2. Lineage: Eukaryota; Metazoa; Chordata; Lepidosauria; Squamata; Candoiidae. The transcript is spliced from 7 exons. Gene Ontology annotation, biological process: negative regulation of calcineurin-NFAT signaling cascade; negative regulation of transcription by RNA polymerase II. Gene Ontology annotation, molecular function: transcription coregulator activity; transcription factor binding. The record is from RefSeq and is a predicted model, not a curated record. Bases 408 to 1247 code for a protein of 279 amino acids. Gene Ontology annotation, cellular component: nucleus; Z disc.
CUCUCUUUCUGAUGCAAACUGCCCUUGCUUAAAUUGGGGUAUUCCUGAGAAGGAAGAUUUCAAAUUCUGAGCCAGAUGUGCCACAAGGAAACAAAUACAGGAGUGGGGAGCCUGAUGAUGGUGACGAUGAUGAUGAUUGAAAGCACCACGGGAUGGAACUGAUAAAAGGCAAGGUAAUGACUUGGGAGAGGCUGUGAAGGCAGACGCCUGCUUCCACACCACACAGACGGCCGAACAGGAAUCCAAAGGGCUGUGUGCACCGACACAAGGAUUCCCUGGAGUGCCGCACACCCCUUCUCUUCCAGCAGAGCACCCGGUUACCCAUUUAUAAAUGGAUGUGAUUCUCCAUCCCAACUCCAGAGGCUGCUACUAAUUAUCUGCCUCCUGACCAAAUCCCUGAUACCAAAAUGACUGAACGCUUUGACUGCCAUUAUUGUAAGGAGACGCUGUUUGGCAAGAAAUACAUUUUGAGGGAGGACAGCCCCUACUGUAUCAAGUGCUACGAGAGCUUGUACUCCAACACCUGCGAAGAAUGUAAGACGCCAAUCGGCUGUGAUUGUAAGGACCUGUCCUACAAGGAUCGUCAUUGGCAUGAAAACUGUUUUCACUGCUUCCAGUGCAAGAACUCACUGGUGGACAAACCGUUUGCUGCAAAGGAAGAGCACCUUCUUUGUACUGAAUGUUACUCCAAUGAAUACUCCUCCAAGUGCAGUGAAUGCAAAAAGACCAUCAUGCCAGGGACACGGAAAAUGGGAUAUAAGGGAAGCAGCUGGCAUGAGACCUGUUUUAUCUGCCAUCGGUGCCAACAGCCCAUUGGAACAAAGAGUUUCAUUCCCAAGGACAAUCAGAAUUUUUGUGUGCCCUGCUAUGAGAAGCAGUUUGCUAUGCAGUGUGUACAGUGCAAGAAGCCAAUCACGACUGGAGGAAUCACUUACCGAGAACAGCCAUGGCACAAGGAGUGCUUUGUGUGUACUGGAUGCAAAAAACAGCUAUCUGGACAACGCUUCACUUCCCGAGAUGAGUUUGCUUAUUGUCUGAACUGCUUUUGCAGCCUCUAUGCCAAGAAGUGUGCAGGAUGCACUAAUCCAAUAAGUGGGCUUGGUGGUACCAAAUAUAUUUCUUUUGAGGAACGGCAAUGGCACAAUGAUUGUUUCAACUGCAAGAAGUGUUCCCUAUCGCUGGUGGGCCGUGGCUUUCUCACAGAAAGAGAUGACAUCCUGUGUCCCGAGUGUGGGAAAGACAUCUAAAAGAUGAAAAGCAAUUUUGGGAAAAAGCUGUACUUACAUGUAUUGUCUAAUAUACAUAACGAUGUGCAUGAGUUUUGACCAAAAGUGCAGAAAGUUAAUGUUUUUUUUCUCAGCAAUACAUAUUAAUCGGUUAACACCAGCUCUCUGGGUGCUAGGCCUGAACACAAUGUACAGUACUAAUAUAUACAAAGGAAACAGAGCCAUGAUUGGUGGUCUUGUAUGUUAGAGCCCAUCCUUCAGACCAUAACCUCCCUUUAUAGAGCAGAUUUGAGGAGAGCAUCUACUCAAGUUUGCCAAGUUAGGUGGUAGCACCUAGUCAACAUUGGCUGAUCUUGAAAAGGUAAACAGGGUCAGACCGGUUUAAUAUUUGGAUAGGAAACCACCAGGAAAUCCCAAGGCUAUAGUUUGACUGAGAAAUUAAAAAAAAAAAAUCUUGAAAGAAGGCCACAGCAUUGCUGACAAGAAAAGUCCAUGUCCAUGAAGUCAUCAAGGAGUUGAGCUCAUUUGAAGACUUUAUUUUUUACUCAUAUUUACUUGAAAGCAAGUAAAAAUAUCACUGGAAUGAAUCCCUGAUAAAUCAGGUUUUCAGACUGUGCAGAGAGAUCUUACUGAGCUCAUCUGGUAGAUCAGAAACAAAGACAUUUGGUCUGGAUGAUGGAGGCUAGUUAACAGGGAGACCUAUAUCCGAACACUUGUGUAGGCAUUACACCUAAGGAGUUUUUUCUUUUUCUUUUUUAGAUUGUAGAAAUGUAUUGAAGUAAAGUAGAUAUAAUGGAGAGAAGGUAAUUUUUUAUAUCAAUUGUCAAACAAUACUUCUCAUUUAUGAAUCCAUAACAGUCAAAUAGAAAAUUUGAGUGAUUCAGAUACUAUCAGUAUAAUUUUUUCUUUGGCAGAUAGAUAAAUCAGGACUUUCGAAAGACUUACAAUUGCCAGUUUAGUGUAUUGACGGAGGAAGAGUCAAUAUUUAAAUGUCCCCGUUUGCAAAUGUAUAGAUGAUAAUAUGUAGGCUAAUUUAGGUACAGAUCAGUAAUACAAUGUUUGUGCCAUGCCUUAAAAGGAAAGAUUAAAGAAAUUGAUUUUCUGCAUCAUCGAUUUGGAACUAUUCCCUCUGAAGCCAAUGGAGCUUGUUUCCAAAUAAAUCCACAAGUUUAGGUGGAUGCAAAUAUACAACACAUUAUUGCAUGAUAUUGCAAGAUCAUUGCACAAAAUACAUUUUUGAUUCCUAAGAGAUGUUUUGAAAUUUCAUUGCACCUUAGAGUUUGCAAAGUAAUAAAUGUCUUUCUAGCCAAGUCUGUUGUAUUUUUGUGAAUUCUGACUUUUAAUAAAUGUUAACCAUUAAGGUAAA